Molecule: messenger RNA, 600 nt
Organism: Entamoeba histolytica HM-1:IMSS
Lineage: Eukaryota; Evosea; Mastigamoebida; Endamoebidae
Product: nucleolar transcription factor 1-B, putative
Exons: 2
Coding region: 1-600 (199 amino acids)
Source: RefSeq, a predicted model, not a curated record
AUGGAUAGAGUUGGAAGUUCUGGAGAAGUAAUUAGUUUAGAGGACUUAGAAAAACAAGCGUAUAGAGCUCAUCCUGAAUAUCACCAAUAUUAUUUCCAACAAAAGCCUGCUGAUCCAAGAUUACCAAAACCAUUAUUUGCUUGGAACCUUCCAAAAGGUUAUGAAAGUGUUUUAAAGAAAGCAUUUAAAACAACACCAUUUAAUUUAGAUAAAAUAUUAGAGGGUUUAUCAGGUCCUAAUCUUCGAAAUGAAUUAAGAAUCGAAAAUGAAGAAAGUUAUGAAGAAGAAGAUGACGAUGAUAAUAGUGAAGAAGAUAACAGUGAAGAAGAUAAUACAAAUGAAAGUUCAGAAGAAGGUAACAGUGAAGAAGAUAGUGAAGAAGAAAGUGAGAGUAGUGAAGAAAGUUCAGAAGAAGAGGAAAGUGAAAGUUAUGAAGAAGAUAAUCAAAUGAAUAGAUAUUCACGUUACCAACAACAAUAUCAACCUAAUUACCAAUAUAAUGGAAAUAGUUAUCCAAUAAACUUUGGAUAUAUAUAUCCAAUAAAUGACAAUGUUACUCUUGACUAUGUUUCAAUGAGUAAAGAACAUAAUGACCAAUAA